Molecule: messenger RNA, 4125 nt
Organism: Sturnus vulgaris (Common starling)
Lineage: Eukaryota; Metazoa; Chordata; Aves; Passeriformes; Sturnidae
Source: RefSeq, a predicted model, not a curated record
UCUAGUCAGAGUGAAGUUACCUCAAGAGUCGUUCAGAGACUGUGUGAAAAAAAGAAGAAGAAUGUCCUCGCAUAUGGAUACUCCUUACCAGAGAUACACAGCUACCUGCCCAAUACUGCCACAGAAACUCUUUGUAUCAGCGGCUUCUGGGAGACACUGUUGAGCCGGAUAGGGGAUGAUGUGAUGAUGUAUUUACUGGAACACUGCGCCGUCUUUAUGCUGGUUCCCCCUAGUAAUUGUUACCAAGUUUGUGGGCAACCGGUUUAUGAACUUAUUUCAUAUAAUGUAGACUCACCCCUGGUGUUUUUUAGACAAAGGUUCUCAAAGUAUAAAUGUACUAGCUUGCUUAAAUAUGUGCGAAAAAGGCUUAUGUUUCAUAGAAAGUAUCUUUUAAAGUCAUAUGAAUGGAAGUACAGACAAGGAUGUGAAGAUAAUGUCUCCAUGAGAAUGAGAAAUGAAGGCAAAAACAAGAGACAAAACUUAGUACCCACUGACCAGUGUUCUGCAAAAGCUGUUUCUAAAGCAGGCAAACAGAUCAGAAUGGUUACUGAACAUCAGGAAAAACAGAGUAGCUCCGGUUCAUGUGUUUCAGCUACAGCUCCAUCUCAAAAAAGGAAGAUUCAUAGAGAGCAACCUGAAAUUCCAGCCAAGAGGGCAAAAAUAGGGGAGAAAGUGAGAGAGGAAAAGGCUUGUAAUCUUGUUCCUGAUCUAAACCAAAAUAGUUCCGAGACACCUGAAACUGAAUAUGUAGCACCACGUUCUGAAAGUGUCAUUAAAACCCCCCAUAUUUCUGAAAGAAGUAAUAGUGCUGUGUCUGGUCCUUCUUUAGUUCACACGUCUCGCGGCAGGGGGAAGUUUUUGGCAGGUAAAAGCUAUCUUCUGCAGAGACUUCAGCGUAACAAACCUUUAGGCUCCAACACUGAAAUGCAAGCAGAAACGCACAGGAAAAGAGUAGAGAUGCAUACCUAUGAAUCUCAGUUGCCUUCGGGAGAAACCGAACCCAUGGAGGGUACCUCAAAAUGCAGAGGGCGGGAAAGUCCCCAACCUCAUUUAUCAAAGAAGUUACCAAAUAGACUUCUGAGUUCUGCAGUAUACAUUGAGAGGAAGUCUCUUCUGUAUUCUUGCAGGAGUUUCCAUGAAUGUUUUCCUAAAUCAUUUCUAUUGAAUCGCUUGCAGGACUCUCAGGCAGGUGGAAGACGGCUUAUAGAAGCUAUAUUCUUAAGCCAAAAUCAGGUGCAGCAAAGGCAUAACCAAAGUCUGCCAAAACGCCGCAAGCGGAGAAAGAAGGCGUUGCCCAAACGCUACCGGCAAAUGAGGCAUACAUUUCAGCAAUUGCUAAAGAACCAUGGAAAGUGUGCUUACUUAGCUCUCUUGAGAAAAAAUUGCCCCGUUCGGAUAUCUGAAAUCAGUAUGAGAAAAAUCAAUCUAUCUUGUCAGGCAGCCUUGCCUGGGGAAGCAGAGGUUCAGAAGCAAGCAGAACAGUUUGGGAAAGAGCCUACUAAGUGUGUGUCAAGCAGCAGAUGUGAAUCUGGUCAUACUAAUGUGCCAGACAACUUAGGUGCUCCCGUUGCAGAAUCUCUGCGCGGGGAGUUGUUGCCGAGUGAGGAGCAAAACCCGGGAGAGGCACGAGAUGCAGCCCUCAGGGAGCUCCUCAAGCAGCACAGCAGCUACUGGCAGGUGUACAUGUUUGUGAGGGAUUGCCUGGAGAAGGUCAUCCCUGCUGAGCUUUGGGGUUCAUACCACAACAAGUGCCGGUUCCUAAAAAAUGUCAAAAUGUUCAUUUCCAGGGGGAGGUUUGCUAAGGUUUCAUUGCAGGAGUUGAUGUGGAGGAUGAGAGUGAAUGACUGCAUGUGGCUUCGUCUAGGCAAAGGUGAUUACUUUGUUCCUGCCGAUGAACAUUGUUUCCGUGAAGAACUUUUGGCCAAAUUCCUAUACUGGUUGAUGGGUACCUAUGUGGUUGAGUUGCUCAGAUCAUUUUUCUAUAUCACCGAGACGAUGUUCCAGAAAAACAUGCUCUUCUACUACCGAAAGUUUAUCUGGGGCAAGUUACAGAACAUUGGAAUUAGAAACCAUUUUGUCAAAGUACAGCUACGGCCUCUGUCUUCAGAGGACAUGGAAACUAUCCGUCAAAAGAAAUUUGUUCCUAUGGCAUCAAAGCUCCGGUUUAUUCCCAAACCAAAUGGAUUGAGACCCAUAGUAAAAGUGGACGGUGUUGUUGAACCACAAGCACUCAGCAAGGAAAGCAGAGAAAAGAAGAUGAGUCAUUACAACACUCAACUAAAAAAUCUGUUUAGUGCGUUAAACUAUGAACGGACUAUAAACACCAGUUUUAUAGGCUCCUCAGUGUUUGGGAAAGAUGAUAUCUACAAGACAUGGAAGCAGUUUGUUAUAAAGAUUCUUGAAUCUGGCGGUGAAAUUCCUCAUUUCUACUGUGUAAAGGCUGAUUUGUCCAGGGCUUUUGAUAACAUUCCUCACAAUAAACUUGUGGAAGUGAUUUCGCGGGUCCUGAAGCCUGAGAAGAGAACCGUGUACUGCAUACGGCGCUAUGCUGUGAUUAUGAUUACCCCGAGUGGAAAAGCCAGGAGGCUCUAUAGGAGACAUGUUUCUACUUUCAAGGACUUUAUGCCAGACAUGAAGCAGUUUGUGUCCCAGCUUCAGGAGAAUGCCUCAUUGCAAAAUGCAAUAGUAGUUGAACAGAGUUUAACUUUCCAAGAGACAAGUUCCAGCCUGUUUAAUUUUUUCCUUCAAAUGAUACAUAACAGCAUCCUGAAGAUUAGGAACAGGUACUACCUGCAGUGCUGUGGAAUUCCACAGGGCUCCAUUUUGUCAACCUUACUUUGCAGCUUAUUCUAUGGAGAUAUGGAAAACAAAUUGCUCUCUGGAAUAAAGCAGGAUGGAGUUCUCAUACGUCUCAUUGAUGAUUUUUUGCUGCUUACACCACAUAUAAUGAAGGCAAGAACUUUUCUAAGGACUUUAACAUCAGGUAUUCCUGAGUACGGCCUUUUAAUAAACCCAAAUAAGACAGUGGUGAAUUUUCCUGUUGAUGAUAUCCCAGGAUGUUCCCAAUUUAAACAGCUGCCAGAUUGUCGUUUGAUCCCGUGGUGUGGUUUGUUAUUAGAUAUAAAAACACUUGAGGUUUACUGCGAUUACUCCAGUUACACCUGUACUUCCAUCAGAUCAAGUCUUUCCUUCAAUUCAAAUAUAACAGCUGGGAAAAACAUGAAAUACAAACUGAGUGCAGUCCUUAAACUGAAAUGUCAUAGUUUAUUUCUUGAUUUACAGAUCAACAGCCUUAGAACAGUUCUCAUUAACAUCUACAAGAUAUUUUUACUCCAGGCUUACAGGUUCCAUGCCUGUGUUCUCCAAAUUCCAUUCAACCAGCAAGUUAGAAAAAAUCCUCAUUUCUUCCUAAGGAUUAUCUCUCAGACUGCAUCAUGCUGCUAUGCUGUCCUGAAAACAAUAAAUGCAGGGAUUGCUGCAGGUAACAAAGAUGUAUCUGACAUAUUCCCUAUUCAUGUAGCAGAAUGGCUCUGCUACCAUGCCUUCACUGUCAAACUGUCAAAUCAUGAAGCUGUUUACAAAUGUCUGCUUACAUCUUUAAAAGUCUGUAAGAGACGGGUAAUCGGGAAGAUCCCGGAGGAUACUGUGGCACUACUGCAGGCAGUGACAGAACCAUCUCUUUGUCAAGAUUUCAAAGCUAUCCUGGACUAACUGAUUGAGGUUUAUUUCAUAGUUUUCUCAGGUUUGAAAAUAAAUACUAUGUCUUUAGGUGACUUCUCUGUAAUUUAUUUUGGUCAAGUGGGCAAAAGCAAGUUAAUUCAGAAAUUUUAUAUGUCUGUUUCUCAGGUACCAUACAAGGACAUUAAAAGAGCAGAUAGUUUUGUUAGUACCUUCUUGUUUGGGUUUUUUGUUUGUAGGGGUUUUUUGUAAAUCCGUAGGCUGUUUGAAGUAAUUUACUUGGUUAUGUUCCAUCACUCCCAUCUUCUUGAUGAAAGAAUCAUUAAAUUAUGUUCUGUACAAAAUUAUUUACUUUCUUGGCUCAAUGAGUUGUCUUGAAGGGUUUAUUUUUUUACUUCUCUGUGUUGCAGACUAUUUUAUAAUAAAUUGGUUGGUUAAUUGCAAUAA